Molecule: messenger RNA, 1326 nt
Organism: Dioszegia hungarica
Lineage: Eukaryota; Fungi; Basidiomycota; Tremellomycetes; Tremellales; Bulleribasidiaceae
Product: kinase-like domain-containing protein
Exons: 5
Coding region: 1-1326 (441 amino acids)
Source: RefSeq, a predicted model, not a curated record
AUGUCAGACCAGAGCUCGUCAGGGGAGAAAAAGAUAGGGCAGGAGUUUGGGGCCAUUCGAGCACCCCUACCGCUCGACAAGCUCGUGCCUUUCCUCGAAAAGAACGUGAGGGACUAUAAGGGUCCGCUUGAGAUCCAGCAAUUUAAAGUGACUGACCUCCAGUCUAACCCCACAUAUCUCCUCAAAACCCCUUCGCAAUCUUAUGUCCUCCGUCGCGCUCCCUCUGGCGCCCUCCUCAGUCCGACCGCUCACCGCGUCGACCGAGAGUACGCCAUACUGCACGCUAUCAACCUGUACAAUGAUACUCUGUCAGCGAGCGACCGCGCGGCUCACGGCGUACCUGUACCCAAGGUGUAUUGCCUGUGUAUGGAGCCGGAAAUCGCCGGAAGUGCAUUCUACGUGAUGGAGUUCUUGAAGGGACGUAUCUUCCAGGAUGUCCGGAUGCAGCAGAUCCAGAAAGACGAGAGGAGGGAGUGCUGGAAAUCCGCCAUCAAGACCCUGACCAACCUCUCUUCCCUCCCUUUACCCCUCAAACACCUGCCCGACAACUUUGCUCCUCCACCUCAGACCAAGCCGUACUUUCCGCGCCAAGUCAACUCGUUGCUCAAGGUAUCGGCGGCGCAGUCGGCUGCUCGAUCAUUAGAGUCAGGGAAGGAAGUGGGGGAGAUCUGGGGUACGAAAGAGCUCAGAGGAUGGUUCGAUCAGGGUGCGAAGGGGAUCGCGGAGAGUGAGGGGAAGAGGGCAGUAGGGGGUGUGGUACAUGGAGACUAUAAGAUUGAUAACCUGAUCUUCCACCCUACCGAACCACGAGUUAUCGGUAUCCUCGACUGGGAGCUAUGUACCCUCGGCUCCCCGCUCGCAGACCUCGGUAACCUUCUCUUACCAUUCUCUAUCGCUCCUCUAUCGGACACAAGCGAUGGCGGUCCCAACCCCCUCUCGGAUCGAGCGGAUCUCGGACUACUCGUCGGUCUUAAGGGAGUACCCACGGGAGAGAGCGGUCUGUCGCAGAGGGAAGAGAUAGAAGGGUGGUGGGUCCAGGGUAUGAAUGAUGGGGCAAAGUGGCAUCGCGCCAAGGGGGAGAAGCAGGGCGGGAAUGCGGAUGACUGGAAGCUACCCAUCCAGGGCAUGGGCUGGGUAAGAUCGUGGAUCCUCUUCAGGCUGGCUAUCAUCACGCAAGGUAUUGCAGCUCGGGCAUCAUUGGGCCAGGCUAGCUCAGCGGACGCCAAGGCGGACAGUCGGGUUGUUUUCGACUUCUUUGGGAAGAUGGCUUGGGAGUCAAAGAAGGAUGCGGAGAAGGAGGAGGGUGGUGGAAAAGCUAAGUUGUAG